GUACGUGGGCUGAUUUCUGAGGAAAGACGAUGUCUUCUAGUGCUUGGAGGAAGCGUCGUGCACUCAAGACUAGAGCCGCAUUUGCGCGAUCCAAACGGAGGAUUGUCGUUGAGGCAGCAGAAGAGAGACCACCCGCAGAAGACUCUGACAACAUACGUGAAGAUUCACCCACUCUUCUCGUACAAUCUGAGGAGGCGCUGUCUGAAGUCUCUCUAGCUUUUCGUUCCGCUUCCCCACCUAUGGAAGAGCCGUCCGAACCGCCUACGCCGUUGGAGGAACCUGUCGAACCUCCCACGUCCGAAGACAAACAACUCCACCAGAACUUGGAUGACUGGGCUGUAUCGUUGGAGCGUUACGACAAGAUCAUGCUUUCACUGUGGUUAGUUGAGUGUUUUCGGAGAGAAUUCAGCCAAGGGGUAAUGUCAGCAAUGAAGAAAGUGGCGGAUCUUAUUCACGUGGGAGAGAGGACUGUGGGAAGAUGGAGAUCAGACUUCAUGACUAACCAUGGACAGCUUUCUGAAGACAGCAGGGGCAAGUACGAGCGUGUCUCGAUCCUGAACGACGAAGAGUUCAGGAAAAACGCGACUUCAUGGGCAAGAGCUAACGCGUGUGUAAAGGGUAAGCCCAACAUGACAGUUGCCGACUUCUGUCAAUAUGUAAACGAGCAGCUGUUACCCAGUCUUACAUUGUCUCCAGGAUUUCCUAGAAAGAUUUCAUUAGAAACAGCUAGAAAGGUACUUUACGACUUAGGCUUCGAACGGGUUGAUAGUGGAAAGAAGGGUGUGUACAUCGAUGGACACGAGAGAGAUGAUGUUGUCCUUGCAAGACAAGCAUUCUUAGAGAAACUAAAGAAAUUAGAGUCUGAGCACCUACCUCCUCCUGAUGCAAGUGAUGUGUCACCAGGUGAACAACUUGUUAAGCUAGGAAAUCCAGCUGCUUCGAAACACCUUGUAGUUAUAUGCCACGAUGAGUCUACUUUUCAAUCAAACGAUGACCAGACCUCUGCUUGGCUACAAGAAGACCAACAGGUGAUAAGACCCAAAUCACGAUGCUCUGGUCAAAUGGUUAGUGAUUUUGUGGAUGAAUAUUGUGGCUUUCUUAGACUCACUGACCUUGAAUUUCAAACAGCCAAACAGUCACAACCUACCAUUAAACAGGAAGCUAGGGUUAUUUUAGAAUACGGGGAGAGGCGGGAUGGCUAUUGGACGAAUGACAAAUUUUUUGAACAAGUUAAGAGUGCGGUAGCUAUUGCAAACAUAAAGUACCCACAGGAAAAGUAUUCAAUUCUGUGGUUGUUUGACCAAAGCUCAAAUCACACAACUAAAUCUAGUGAUGCUUUGGUCGCCAACAGAAUGAAUGUCAACCCAGGAGGUGGGCAACCUAAAAUGCACGACACUGUAUAUGAAGAUGACAACCGGUUCGUGGGUCAGAGGUUAGUAAUGGAUGAUGGAACUCCUAAAGGGCUUAAGUUGGCAUUAGAGGAAAGGGGAUUUGAUACUAGGGGAAAGACCAGAAAAGAUUUGAUAAUGAAACUAGAAACAUACUCCGAUUUUUCUAAUGAACUGUCUAUUGUAGAACAUUACAUGAAAGAGCAUGGCCACCACUGCAUGUUUCUACCCAAAUUCCAUUGUGAAUUGAAUCCUAUAGAACGAGUGUGGGGGCAGGCAAAGCGUUAUACUAGAGCAUACUGUAAUUAUUCUAUAGUUGGGCUGAGAAAAACUCUGACACCAGCAUUAGAUUCUGUAAGUGUUGACAUGAUUAGAAAGUAUUUUAGAAAAGCAAGACAUUACAUUAGGGCAUACAGAGAUGGCAAAGUAGCAGGACAUGAACUCGAGGAAGCCGUCAAGCAAUACAGGUCUCACAGAAGAGUCAAGAGGAACAAGUAACCUUGAUGUUAUUUUAUACAUAUGGUUGUUUUGUUUGGUUAUAUUUAUAAAAAGUUGUAGAUUUGUUGGACAGUUUAUGUUUGUAGUACAACAUAUAUCCAUUGAGCUUUUGAAACAUUAUUAUGUCUGCUUGUUUACGAAACUUUAGUGGUGUGGAUUUCGAGUACAGAACGGUAAUAGCCAAAUUUGUCUUAACAGAUUUGUAGCACAGUGUUCGGUGUACGUCUACAAGAAAGCUGGAGGCAUGUGAUCGUUGUCACGUGGAAGUAUGGCGUUUCAAGCACAACCCCUUUUGGGACCCUUCUUCCAACAUUCCACAGAAACAAAGUGAAAUAUACAGAUUUUGUCUAACAGAAAUCUUCACGUUGCCGUAAUGUAUCCUCAGAGGAGAAACCGAGGCUGUACGUACCAAACUCGAGACGGAAUGGCGAUAAACUCGCGUACAAGUUCGUUGAGUCAAUCCGUUUGACGAACUAAAGGUAGUUUAACUAAUCUCCGUGCGUGGCAGCUGCUCAACUAUUAGCAAAGA
Messenger RNA from Corticium candelabrum, 2415 nucleotides. RefSeq lists its product as uncharacterized. Lineage: Eukaryota; Metazoa; Porifera; Homoscleromorpha; Homosclerophorida; Plakinidae. The transcript has a single exon. Gene Ontology annotation, molecular function: nucleic acid binding. The record is from RefSeq and is a predicted model, not a curated record. Bases 30 to 1886 code for a protein of 618 amino acids.